AUGGUCCACGGCUUCUACGCUGCGAUGGGAGGCUUUGCCUUUCAGAGUCCUGCUCCAGAUGGGAGUGAGAAUGAAGUGCCAGUAGCAAGAAUGGCCUUGAACCUCGAGGCAAUUGGAAGGCUCAUCGAUGAUAUACAUCAGCCCGCCAUCUUCGAGGUCGAGGAAUAUUUAGGCACCGCUGGAGAAUCAGAGUUCAGAGCCACCCGUGCGAUACCUCCAGUGGUAGCUCCCGUCCCUGAACGCGGUUAG
Cladophialophora psammophila CBS 110553 is the source of this 249-nucleotide messenger RNA. RefSeq lists its product as uncharacterized. The record is from RefSeq and is a predicted model, not a curated record. NCBI's taxonomy places the organism in Eukaryota, Fungi, Ascomycota, Eurotiomycetes, Chaetothyriales, Herpotrichiellaceae. Bases 1 to 249 code for a protein of 82 amino acids. The transcript has a single exon.